AUGCCGAUUCCCGAAGCUCUGCUAAUCACGAACACAACUCUCUCCAUCACAGUCAAAGCAUUCACAACAUGCCAACAAGCCUACAGCCUCGUCAGAGGCAUCAAAGAUGCUCCAAAACACAUUCAGCGACUAUCAACGGACAUUUUAGGACUAUAUCAAGUGCUUGGUCUUCUGCAGACUGCCUUGACAAACGAUAAUGGACAAAAUGCACAACUGCCACGGCAGAUGGUCCAAGACCUAGAAGCUCUGCUAGAUACAUGCACACAACUUAGCAUCGAUGUGAUGACAGUGGUCAAUCCUCUGUUAACAGCAGGUGGGGAAGUCAAAGGCGGGAUCUGGAAAUCUAUAAGCUGGGAAUUGUUCAAGAAGAAUGAUCUUGUGAAUCUCCAGCAGACUCUCGCAACCUGCAAGCUAACUAUCAACAUGGCUAUUUCUGCUCUGAAUUUUGUUACAGGUAAUCAAACAAAUACCGCCCUCGAACAAAUUCAAAAAGAGGUUGCUCAAAUCAGGGAUGUCCAAGAACGCCAGGCGAACGUCGAGCAGGCAGAAAGCAUUUCUUCCACGGAGGCCGUCUGCAGAUUCAGUGUUGCAUCAUACAAUCUACCAUUACGGCGAUUUCUAGAGGAGACAGAAUCUCUCCUCGACCCAGAUGCUUCGUCGUUGAGCGAUACAAGUUUUAGGCCCUCUGGAGGCAGUCCCAUCGAUACUGGGCUUCCAGACAACUCUUGGCAACAAUUUGAUGGCAUUUCUCAGAAACGCACUCCUUUUAAUCACCACGACGGCUGGAGCAACCGAUACGUUCAAUAUAUUGCAGCAUGCUCUCCCAGUCAGAUCAAUUUUCAAUCAGCACGGUCUAUCUCAGGAACAAUGUCGUCACAACAGUCAAGGGGGCCAGUCGAAUCUGCCAACAAAUUACCGUGUACCGAGCCAAGUUGUUCUGCAUCAUUCACAAGAGAGGAUGAUCUCCGUCGACAUUUCGAGUUCAAACAUAGUGGCACUUUUACAUACCACUGUCCGUUCAGUACAUGCUCCUUGGACUGCCCAACGCCUUGCCAAGACCCCCAACAUCAUUGCACCUUCACUCAGCCUCGGAUAGACAAGAUGAAGAGGCAUUUCGAAGAGGUUCACCCAAGCACCGCCAGUGGCGACUUUGGCGAGUCGUUGUCAUGGUUUUAUUCUAAGACCAGAGAUAUGAUUAGCUUGAGAUGUGUGACUUGUGGAGAGUCUUUGGGCAAUCGAGAAGCUAGUUCGAAGGCAAUUGUGGAACCUCCAAGCUUCUGUGAAGUCUGUUUUUGCAUCGACAGCCUUGAAGAUUUGCUAUCCUCUGACGAAAACCUCUUUGCUCCUAAUUGA
Messenger RNA from Mollisia scopiformis, 1353 nucleotides. RefSeq lists its product as uncharacterized. The transcript is spliced from 2 exons. The record is from RefSeq and is a predicted model, not a curated record. The coding region runs from base 1 to 1353 and encodes 450 amino acids. NCBI's taxonomy places the organism in Eukaryota, Fungi, Ascomycota, Leotiomycetes, Helotiales, Mollisiaceae.